This is a messenger RNA of Actinia tenebrosa (Australian red waratah sea anemone), 558 nucleotides long. RefSeq lists its product as uncharacterized. Gene Ontology annotation, cellular component: nucleus. NCBI's taxonomy places the organism in Eukaryota, Metazoa, Cnidaria, Anthozoa, Actiniaria, Actiniidae. Gene Ontology annotation, molecular function: endonuclease activity. The record is from RefSeq and is a predicted model, not a curated record.
AUGCGUUUUAAAAGUUCAAAACGAAACAGAAACAAGAGUUUUAGUGGGAGUUUUCAUGGAGAUUAUGAGGUGUACAGCAGUGCACGUGUUGAUGUAGAUUCCAGUUAUGACAGACUCAGGGAAAACUCCCAGCGACUCAGAAGAUUAAGAAAUGAUUAUUUUUCCCGUGCUUCUCAAGCCUAUUCACGUGGUCAGCGUAGCUUGGCUCAUAUAUUAUCACAAAAAGGACGAAUGAUGAACACGGCAAUCAAACACUCCGAAAUGCAAUCAUCAGCUAAGAUCCUUGAUAUGGUGAACUCCGAAUACUGGAACCAUGUGCCGUCGUGUUAUAGGACGUUGAAUGUUCAUGGAUUACACGUUAAAGAAGCCAUUGAAGCUGUYGAGAGGUUUUUGUAUUAUAACAGAGACCAGAAAGGGAGAUUGAGGAUUAUUACUGGAUGGGGUAAGAACAGCUAUCCUAAUGAAGUCCGAUUGCUGCCCGAAUUAAAAACUUAUCUUGAAGAAAAUGGAAAACUUUUUGUGGAAUUUCGACCAGGUGUCAUAGAAGUUAUCAGUUAG